CUCUCUCACUUAAGUCUCUCUCUCUCUCUUUCGCUCUGUACGGCACGUCUACCCGCAGCGGCGACGUUACCGGAAUUCCAUCCCCCUCGACCUACCCCAAUUUUCUCUCUCUAAAAUUCAAAGCAAAUCCUUUUUCUCUCUCCUCAUUCUCUUAACCAGUCAAUUCACUCUCUGUCUUCCCUUGAAUCAUUUUGGAGGACCUCUUUCCCUCCCUCUCUCUCUCUCUCUUUCUCUCAAAUUAUUCUCAGAGAGAUGCAGCGCGGUCGGGGCGGGGCGACAUGCCUAGCGCUCUCGACGUCGGCCCUCUCGACAACGGCUGCUUCCGAGACGGAGACUGCCUGCGAAAGGGCGAAGCGUUUGAUCGAAGAGAACCCCGUCAUCAUCUUCAGCAAUCCAUCGUGCUGCAUGUGCCACGUGAUGAAGCGUCUCCUUCUCACCCUCGGCGUCCACCCCACCGUUAUCGAAUCCGACGACGAUGCCCUCCGUGCCCUCUCCUCUUCGCUCUCUGCACCUGCUGUCUUCAUUGGGGGGGAGCUCGUCGGUGGGCUUGAAAGCUUGAUGGGCCUUCACCUUAGUGGGGACCUUCUCACCAGGCUCAAGGACUCUGGCGCUCUCUGGCUCUAACUAUUAUUUCACCUUUCUAUUAUUUCAGUAGUUGGAGUGGUUUCUCUUUCUGGUUUUCUUAGUACUCCAAAGUUCUACAUUUGUUAUGCUUUCUUCUCUUUUGCUUAAACUUAAAAUGAAUGAUGAUGAUACUUGUUCUCUCUCUCUCUUCCUUGUUCUGGUUUGUAUGGAUGCCUUUUCGUCUCCAUCGCUCAAAGCUUUGUACAUACACCUUGAACGAGUUCAAGCUCUUAAAAAUGGAGGCUUCUGAGAAAAGGAUAUCUAUCCUUAUUAUUGUUAUUGUAUCAUAAGUUCGUAACUGUUAAUAUGAAUCUCUUUCUCUCUC
This is a messenger RNA of Amborella trichopoda, 949 nucleotides long. Its product is annotated as glutaredoxin-C1. NCBI's taxonomy places the organism in Eukaryota, Viridiplantae, Streptophyta, Magnoliopsida, Amborellales, Amborellaceae. The record is from RefSeq and is a predicted model, not a curated record.